Fonticula alba is the source of this 3123-nucleotide messenger RNA. RefSeq lists its product as hypothetical. Gene Ontology annotation, cellular component: histone deacetylase complex. Gene Ontology annotation, molecular function: histone deacetylase activity. Bases 1 to 3123 code for a protein of 1040 amino acids. The record is from RefSeq and is a predicted model, not a curated record. The transcript is spliced from 7 exons. Lineage: Eukaryota; Rotosphaerida; Fonticulaceae. Gene Ontology annotation, biological process: chromatin organization.
AUGUCACGCCUGGUGCUGUCGCAGAAUGCCGAAAAGAAUAAUGCCCUGCGCCCGGCCCGUUCAAGUCGGCGCAUUGCCCAGCCAAGUGCAUCCCCCACGCCGGCCCCAUCCUCACCCUCCGACAGUGGUCGUGCCGUUCCCCUUGGGCACAACAUCUGGACCGAGCCUUCCUUCAGCGCCUUCUUCGGCUCGACCGAGCUGUGUGACAUUGAGAUCCAUGAGCCGCUGCAUGCGCGAAACCUCCGCGAGCCAGAUGGCGCUUUCGAUGAGAAUGGCGAGUACACCUCCAAGGACAGCUACACCGACGAGGAGCUUCACCAGCUGGUGAAUGAGAUCCAGCGCAUGCAUCAGCCCGUGACCGGCACCGACACCGGUCCCUGGCUGCGCACCGGUUACGUGUUCGACACGCGCACUCUCAGUCAUGUGGACAAUGAUGAAUUCGAGUGUGCGCAGCGUGUGCUGGCAGCCAACCACCUGCUACUUCAGGCUGGGCUUCUGGCGCCGCUGGCCACGUCGGAGAUCUCGGGCGUUGUGGCGCCCACACCGCGACGCUUCGGUCCCACUGACCAGACGAUGAGGUGGCGCAUGGCCCAUCAGUCCCUGCCCCAGUCUUCGGGCCUGCUGGCGCUUGACCAGUCCCUUACUCCGGAGACUCGCCGGGCCCGGGGCCAACUCAUUCCGAUUCCUGCGGCACCAGUUACCUGGGAGCAGGUGGGACUGGCCCACUCGGCCGAGUUCGUGGCGUCGCUGCAGCUCCUUGAGACACUCCCAUCUCAGGAUUUGACGUUGAUCGGCGACAGACUCGACUCUGUGACGUAUGGGCCCUCGACCCUGGAGGCGGCUCUCGUGUCGGCCGGUGGCGUGGUCGCCCUUUUGGAUGCCAUUUCCGAGGGCACCAUUGAUAACGGUGUUGCCAUCGUUCGGCCGCCGGGUCAUCAUGCCGAGCACACACACUCCAAGGGCUUUUGCAUUAUCAACAAUGUGGUCCUCGCGGCUCAGGUGGCUCUGAUGCAAUAUCCGCACCUCUACAAGCGAGUCCUGAUCCUCGAUUGGGAUGUUCACCAUGGCAACGGCACCCAGCGUGCUUUCGAGUCGGACCCGCGCGUCCUCUACAUUUCGUUGCACCGACACGACCAUGGGCACUUCUAUCCCCACUCGGCGGCGGCGGACUACGACUUCGUCGGCCUCGGUCAUGGAGCUGGGCGCAACAUCAACGUCGCCUGGAACCACGACUCGAUCUUGGAUGCGGAUUACGUGUACGCCUUCCAGCACUUGGUGACGCCAGUGGCGCGCGAGUAUGCCCCGGAUUUGGUUAUCAUCUCGGCCGGGUUCGAUGCCGCGCGUGGGGAUCCCCUCGGAGGCCCGGUGGCGGCCUUGUCAUAUGAGGCCUAUGCCUUCAUGACGGCCGAGCUGCGCAGCGUGGCCCCCCACCAGCGCGUCAUCCUGGCCCUCGAGGGCGGCUACAACCCUCGGUCUCUGGCCAUGUCGGCGUUGGUGUGCGUCAGCAACAUGCUCGGCCCUGGGGGCUACCAGCACCGGUUGGACAUUGGCCAGAGUCUGCGCCAGGCACACCCGGAGGCCGUGAAGGCGGUGAUCCGGUCGCGGUAUAUUCACUCGCGUUUCUGGGACGUGCUGAAGGAGCCCCUUCCCAGCGAGCCCGAUGGCGAGUGCAUGGAUGUCGAAAGCGCGACGGCGCUGACCCUGCGCCUGGCGGCCGAGGCAUUCGCGCGGGAGGUCCCCGCCCCGCAGGAGCAUUGGCUGUCAACUGCGGCCCUGGAUGCGAUGUAUGCCAAUCUUCUGGCCGAGUACGGGCUAUAUUGCCUGUCUGGCGGGACACUCUCAAGACUAUCCUCACCCUCCAAGCGUAGCCAGCUGGUGGCUUUUCACCGAGGUCUGUCGGAGCAGGAGGACCUUGCUCUUGCCCGGCAGCUGGGGCUGUUCUUCCCGGCCUACCCGUCACCGGUAUCGAAGUUGAUCAAUCAAUGGUGCCACCCGUCCAAUCGGAAGCUGCCUCGUGGGUUCAGCCACAUCUUCGUCGUGGUGUCCGCAUCCGUCCUGGGCCAUGCUCCCGCCGUCCGGGAUGCCUAUGCGCGGUUGUCCGCGGCCAGCCUCAUCCCCUCGGUCCUGUUGACCUGCGUGACUCGGGCGAACAGCGAGGACCUCGUGUCAAUGGUCGAUCAGUUGUCGGCACAGGCCUCGCACGACCAUAUGCAGGCCACUUUGGCCAACCUGCCGCCGGGACACGUGGUCCAGGGUCUCCGUGGGCGUGGGGUUGCGGCCAGCGAGCUGGCCCGUUCGGGGCGUGUCCUAGGCAGCACCCCAUCACCAACCAUGGUAAUCCCGGAUGUCAAGCCGGCGACCAGUGGGCAAAGCACCAAGGCGAAUGACACUAUGGCCUCUGAGCCAGGCGUCAAGGAGCCACCGGCGACCGAGCCGACCAGCCCUACCGAUGGCCGGCCCCGUUCAGCGCAGCCUGUCGAGGAGAAGCUCCCGACACAGCCAGGCCCAUGUGCUGCAUUCGCGGUCCAUGUCCUGUUGGAUGCCGAGGGCGACUGUGUGGACCUUGGCAAGUUGGCCCGGCGUGCCGUUGCUGCUGCUCUUGAGGACCUUUCGUGUUUUGAGAGCCCACGUGGGGCCGAUGUGGUCUUGGUGAUCGAUGAUGUGAGCGCCGGACUGAUUGCCAACAAAACGGGCACAACGCCUGUGUCCUUCCUCUUUGACAAUGCCGAACGCAUCGAGUCCGCCUUGGUGGCCAUUUCCUCCUUUUCCAUUUCAAUCGCCGACGCCCGGCAGACCAGCCAGGAGGGACUCGGCCUGCCAGCUGAGACGCCACUUCUCUAUCUACCGUGUACGAUGCCGGCAUCGCAAUUCCAGCCAAGGCGCCCAUCCUCCGGCACCAGCACCGACGAGCACGCAACUCCACAGCACGAUGCCCCGACCGUUGCCACAUCCCCGGCCGAGUCCCCCAGCCCGACAACCUCCCCGUCCCUGGGAUCGCUGCCACAACAUUAUCCCGAAUUUGAGACUACGUGCGUUUUCAACGCCACAUCGGAGAUGCUCCUUCGAAACUUUGACAUCGUCUGGGGGUUUGUGUCAUCAACCAAGAGGUCUGAACACAAUUAG